AUGUUCGAAACAUCUAGAGCACAAUUCUUCUACCUAAGUGCCCUGGGAAUAUGGGGCCUCUGGGGUUACGCAUUCUUCAACGGCAUGUUCGCGCGCCUCGACACAGUAACCCGAACUCUCCAGUUCCCAGACAAUCGCCACCUGCGCUCCACGUACACGGGUCUGGCGCCCCUCGACGCCCAACUCACCCUCCUCUCGGCAUUCUACGAUGUCCUCACAAAUUCUCUCACAUCCGGACCGCGUCUUCUAUUCUUCGACAUAAUGUACGCCGUCGCAUGUGCCAAUCUCUGGGUCCUCGUCGAAUCCCGCCGCCGGGGCGUCCGCUCCUGGUUCUUGAGGUACCCGGCCUGGGCGAUGGUGCUCUGCAACGCCAACGGCGCUGCGAUCGUGUUGCCGCUCUAUCUCUACCUCGUCUGUCGCAGCAAGGCCCGUUUGCGUGAUGCCUCGGUCCCUUGGCACCAGGCUGCGGCACUGCCUGCGACGACGUUGGUGAUUCUGCUUCAGCCGCUGCUCGUCUUCGCGCCGGCGUGGACGGGACGCGGCGGGACGCAUCUACACCACGGAUGCAUCGCACUCUUCCAGGUGGCUCCAGUAGCCGUCUUGGGAUUCCAUUUCGGCCUCUCGUCGAUUCUGCCUCGAAAAAGUGCGGGCACGUCGCAGUCGUCGAUGCGAGAUUCGAAGAGGUGGAUUGUCGCAUCUCUUAUACUCGCCGGCACCGUCGCCUCAGCCGUUCACUUCUAUACUGUGGCCGGUGCGCUGCUUAUACGCGAUGGCGACGUAUCGUUGGUCAGAUUGUUUGUUCCGGCGAGUGGCUUCGCCGAUCCGAUCGAGUCUCUGUCGAAGACAAACGGACUGCCCGCUGAGUAUGCCGCGCUGUUGGAGAAUCUUCACUUAUUUUCACAGUGGGACUGGAUUGUGGUUAGCCUCACGAGCAUAGUUUUUGCGCAUCUGCUUCUCUCACGUCGGGAUGGCGUCGAUAGAGGGAAGCUGGGGGAGGCCAACACGCCGACCGAGGUUCAGGAGUUGUUCUACCUCACCGCAGCUACGGCGGUUCUCGGACCGGGGGCUGCUGGAUCAUUUGCACUGGCAAUCCGUGAGGCAAGGGUAUAA
Messenger RNA from Colletotrichum higginsianum IMI 349063, 1110 nucleotides. Its product is annotated as Zn 2cys6 transcription factor. NCBI's taxonomy places the organism in Eukaryota, Fungi, Ascomycota, Sordariomycetes, Glomerellales, Glomerellaceae. The record is from RefSeq and is a predicted model, not a curated record. Bases 1 to 1110 code for a protein of 369 amino acids. The transcript has a single exon.